This is a messenger RNA of Kluyveromyces marxianus DMKU3-1042, 1707 nucleotides long. It is a transcript of the gene GAS1, whose product is annotated as beta-1,3-glucanosyltransferase. The transcript has a single exon. Gene Ontology annotation, cellular component: cytoplasm; fungal-type cell wall. Gene Ontology annotation, molecular function: 1,3-beta-glucanosyltransferase activity. Bases 1 to 1707 code for a protein of 568 amino acids. The record is from RefSeq and is a predicted model, not a curated record. NCBI's taxonomy places the organism in Eukaryota, Fungi, Ascomycota, Saccharomycetes, Saccharomycetales, Saccharomycetaceae. Gene Ontology annotation, biological process: fungal-type cell wall (1->3)-beta-D-glucan biosynthetic process.
AUGUUGUUCAAUAAGUUAGCUGCUGUUUCACUUGCGUCUUUAUUCUCCAGUGUUGUAACUGCUGAUGACGUCCCAGCUAUUGAAGUCAAGGGCUCCAAGUUCUUUUACUCUAACAAUGGUUCCCAAUUCUACAUGAAGGGUAUCGCCUACCAAGCCGACAGUGUAAAUGCUACUGCAGGUGCCACUAUCGUCGAUCCACUUGCUGACUUCGACACCUGUAGCAGAGAUAUUCCAUAUAUGGAGAAGGUUGCUACCAAUGUCGUCCGUGUUUAUGCUUUGAACACUACUUUGGACCAUUCCAAGUGUAUGCAAGCUUUGAAUGAUGCAGGCAUCUAUGUUAUUGCUGAUCUUUCAGAACCAAGUGCUUCUAUCAACAGAGACUCUCCAAAGUGGGAUUUGGACUUGUACAAGCGUUACACUUCUGUCAUUGACAAAUUCCACAACUAUUCUAAUGUUUUAGGUUUCUUUGCUGGUAACGAAGUUACCAACAACUCUACCAACACCGAUGCUUCUCCUUUCGUUAAGGCUGCUAUCAGAGACACCAAACAAUACAUGAAGGACAAGGGUUACAGACAAAUCCCUGUCGGUUACUCCUCCAACGAUGAUGAAGACACCAGAGUUCCAAUGGCUGACUACUUCGCCUGUGGUGAUGACGAUGUCAAGGCCGACUUCUACGGUAUCAACAUGUACGAAUGGUGUGGUAAGUCCACUUUCCAACUAUCUGGUUACGCUGACAGAACCAAGGAAUUCUCCAACCUAACUAUCCCAGUCUUCUUCUCUGAAUAUGGUUGUAAUGAAGUUCAACCAAGACAAUUCCAAGAAGUUAGUGCCUUGUACGGUAAGGACAUGACUGACGUCUGGUCUGGUGGUAUCGUUUACAUGUACUUCGAAGAAGCCAACAAAUAUGGUUUAGUUUCUGUUGAUGGUAAUGACGUCAGCACAUUGGCUGACUACAGUUACUACUCCGAGGAGAUCAACAGCGUUUCCCCAACUUCUGUCCAAUCCUCUACAUACAGCCCAUCCGCCACAUCCCUAGCUUGUCCAACAACCAACAAGUACUGGAAGGCUGCCACCGCUCUUCCUCCAACUCCAAACGAAGAUCUAUGUGAAUGUAUGUCUUCUUCUUUGUCCUGUGUUGUUGCCGACGAUGUCGACUCUGACGACUACCAAGACUUGUUCAACUACAUCUGUGGCCAAGUUUCUUGUGACGCCAUUUCCGGUAACGGUACUUCCGGUAAGUAUGGUUCUUACUCCUUCUGCUCCAGCAAGGAUCAAUUAUCUUUCGUUAUGAACUUGUACUAUGAAGCUCAAGGCGGUAGCUCUGACGCUUGUGACUUCAGUGGUAAGGGUCAUUUGGUUGACAAGACCGAUGUUCAAUCCGGUUGUUCUGCUGCUCUAAGUGCCAUCGGUGCUUCCGGUACUGGUACUUUCACCGGUUCCGUUACCUUCACUGGUGCUACCAGCAGAUCUGAUGCCUCUGCUACUGGUGACUCCAGCGACGACAACCAAUCUUCUGGAUCUGCUUCUGGAUCUGCCACCGCUUCUAAGUCUGGUUCCAAGUCCAGCUCUUCCAGCUCUUCUUCUUCCAGCAGUUCUUCCAAGCCUAAGAAUGCUGCUGGUUCUACCAAGGCAUCCAUGACUUCUGUUCUAGGUGCCUGUGUUAUCACCAUCUUCACCAUUGCUGGUGCAAGUUUAGUUGUAGUUUAA